Molecule: messenger RNA, 663 nt
Organism: Drosophila subpulchrella
Lineage: Eukaryota; Metazoa; Arthropoda; Insecta; Diptera; Drosophilidae
Gene: mRpL14
Product: 39S ribosomal protein L14, mitochondrial
Exons: 1
Coding region: 114-599 (161 amino acids)
Biological process (GO): translation
Cellular component (GO): ribosome; mitochondrion
Molecular function (GO): structural constituent of ribosome
Source: RefSeq, a predicted model, not a curated record
UCUGCGAUAUGGCAACGCUGUUAGCCGAAUAGAAAAUUGUAUAAUUUAGUUUGUUGUUUUUCCUUGAUUUCUAUGAAUUAAAUAUAUUGAGAAAAGGCAAAUACCUGCGAAUAAUGGCGCUGAACAUCGUGAAGACCUUGAGGCCGAUGGCCCGCCCACUGGCAACGACCCUGGGCGGCCUGCAGCGGCAGGAGUUGAUUCACACGACGCCGGCGUGCUGCGAAAUCCGGAAAUUGGCCCGGUUACGAGUGGUGGACAACAGCGAUUUGGGCAAGAAGGCGAUGGCCGAGGGACGGCCGCCCAGGUGCAUCCAUGUGUACAACAAGCGCGGCGUGGGCCUCAUCGGCGACAAGGUCCUGGUGGCCAUCAAGGGGCAGAUGAAGAAGGGCAUACUGGUGGGCCUCAAGCAGAACCAGAAGCCCAAACAGCCCAAAUUCGACAGCAACAACCUGGUCCUCAUCGACGACAAUGGCAGUCCGUUGGGCACCCGGAUACACGUGCCCAUUCCCACCAUCCUGCGCACCAUCCUCAAGGAGAAGACCCUGGCCAAGGGUGCCGACUACACUAAGGUUCUGGCCAUCGCCAGUAGAUAUGUUUAAGUCACGUUGGAUCCCCGGGAUCCCGCCUUCCUGUUGCUAAAUGAAUAAAAUGUAUCCAACCGAA